Molecule: messenger RNA, 1734 nt
Organism: Symbiodinium sp. CCMP2592
Lineage: Eukaryota; Dinophyceae; Suessiales; Symbiodiniaceae
Source: the annotation of a GenBank genome assembly
AUGUGGCUUGCGACCUCCGCGCAGAUGCCUGAGGAGGUGGGAGGCCAUUGCUCUUUUGGAUGGAAAUGGGCCGCCGCGUGGGGCGUUGCCGCGGCCUUCCUGGCGUUGGCCACUCCAGAACUGUCGAUGGAUCCAUGGUCCGUUCUUCCACUUCCGGAUGUGAGGCGAAGCUGGGCACCCUAUGCACCCUGGGCACGUAUCCACAUCGUGGAAGCUCACGGAGAGGUCCUCCGCCACUGGCCCACAGAAAGCGCGGCUAAGCCGAACAUGGGCUCUUGGUCCGAGCCGGUAACUCUUGUCCAUAUCGACUCUCACAGCGACAUGGCGCCUUUGGAGACAAACAUAUGGGCUGAUUUCCUCGAGGAUAUAGAGGACUGCGAUGCGCAUUGUGCCAGAAUGCAUCGUAAACAGUGGCAGAAGGCCGCAGCGGACAAGGUUUUCGUAUCCGACUUCAUUACGGCGGCCCUAUGGCUGGGCUUGCUGGAUCGAAUUAUCUGGAUCCGGUCAGAUUUGCCUGGGAUGGGAAGGUACAACGGCCCACCACCUGGACGAUACAAGGCGCAGGUGGAAUGGAACCUGUGGACCUCCGAGGGGGAAGUCGUCUUCGAGGAGCUCUGCCUACGCCAGUUAGAAGUGCUGGAGGUCUUCCCACUCACCGAGUUGACGGGGAUCAUGGUGCAUGAGGCUUUUGAUUCCUGCACGGAGGUGGAGGAGGGAGCGGCCGAGAGGGAGUUGCUUCUCCACCGCAACUUUACCCUGACGGUGGGGACGCUCUUUCAGGUCCUCAAGAGGCUGCAAGACGGUUUAUGGACAGCAAGUUCGGUGCUGCAGAGCGACAAAUCGCGUGCCUGGAUUCUGGACCUGGAUUUGGACACCUUCUCUACCUACGACCCUGCUUUGAGAUUGAUGCAAGAAGCCAACUUUAGCCAAAGCUUCGUGGAGAAGGCGGCAGACCUCUUGAACACCAAUCGGGCCUGCUCCCAGUCCCACAAUGAAUCGUUGAUCGGAUGUGGAUGUCUCUCUUCACGUGUGGCGGAGGUGGAGGACUACCGCGCAGCCUUGCUUCAAAAUCUCAGCCAGCUCCCGGCUGCUUUGCGGGCUGCUCCUGGCGAUCAGCAGCGGCAGUUGCUUCUCGAAGGACUCGCGGAUUGUGAGGUUGACACGGGUGCCUCGGAGAUGCUUGCGAACCUCUCAACCGAGGAAGGUGAGCGUUGGCGCUGGGUAUUUGAGACAGCUUUGCAGGAGGGAUUCGACGACGACCUAGCCAAAUCGAUGCUGGAGGGUGCGAUGGGCGUGCACCAUGUCAGCCGAUCGGAAGCGGUCCGACACCUGGAAGCCUUCCACGACAUCCUGGGGUAUGUCGCGCAAGUGCCACCUGAGGUGGUGACCAUUUCGCGGUCGAGGCUGCCCCGCUUCAACAGGUACCUCCCGGAGAGUCUCUGGCCGAUGGUAGAGCACCAGGCGAACACUGGCUGGCAGCUGCCUUGUACAGAAUCCGGCACCGAAAGAACGGGCGGACUUGUGCCAGCUCGUAGAAGCCAACCCAGGGCGUUCCAACCCGUCGAGUUCCCGAGAGUGCUUUGCUUCUCGCAGGGAAUCAUGCUUGCUGGUGUGGCUGUCGAAUUCGCGAGCGUAUGGAGCACGUGCACAUACCGACAUACUACCGCGUGUGCUGGAGAAUGUCCGGCCAAAGUCUCAUCAAGGCUUGGCCUUCGGAUGUGGACACAGAGUUAG